Molecule: messenger RNA, 1587 nt
Organism: Pipistrellus kuhlii (Kuhl's pipistrelle)
Lineage: Eukaryota; Metazoa; Chordata; Mammalia; Chiroptera; Vespertilionidae
Gene: TK1
Product: thymidine kinase 1
Exons: 7
Coding region: 45-755 (236 amino acids)
Biological process (GO): thymidine metabolic process
Molecular function (GO): ATP binding; thymidine kinase activity
Source: RefSeq, a predicted model, not a curated record
AGCGAGCGCGGGCAGGGCCCGUUUCAAAGGAGACUUCCGGCGCCAUGAGCUGCCUCCAGCUGCCCCCCGUGCUGCCCGGCUCCCCCAGCAAGGCCCGCGGGCAGAUCCAGGUGAUCCUCGGACCCAUGUUCUCAGGGAAAAGCACUGAGCUGAUGAGGCGGGUCCAGCGCUUCCAGAUUGCCCAGUACAAGUGCCUGGUGAUCAAAUACGCCAAGGACACGCGGUACAGCAGCAAGUUCUCCACACACGACCGGAACACCAUGGAGGCGCUGCCGGCCUGCCUGCUGCAGGACGUGUACACGGAGGCCAUGGGCGUGGCCGUCAUCGGCAUCGACGAGGGGCAGUUUUUCCCGGACAUCGUGGAGUUCAGCGAGAACAUGGCCAACAACGGGAAGACCGUCAUCGUGGCCGCGCUGGACGGGACCUUCCAGAGGAAGGCCUUCGGGACCAUCCUGCACCUGCUGCCGCUGGCGGAGAGCGUGGUGAAGCUGAACGCCGUGUGCAUGGAGUGCUUCCGCGAGGCCGCCUACACCAAGCGGCUGGGCCAGGAGAAGGAGGUCGAGGUGAUUGGAGGAGCCGACAAAUACCACGCCGUGUGCCGCGUCUGCUACUUCCGGAAGGCGCCGGGCCACAGGGAGGACAAGGAGAACUGCCCGGCGCCGGGGAAGCCCGGGGAGGCCAAGCCUGGCGAGGCUGUGGGUGCCAGGAAGCCCCUGUUCCCUCAUCAGACCCUGCAGAGCAGCCUGGCCAACUGAGCCUGGGGCUGGCGCCCCCUAGCGGACACCUGCCCGGCGCGGAGCCGCCUCAGGAGGAAGCGGCCGGGGACCCUUCACCGCCUAUGGCUGCGGCAGCUCCGUCUGCAGGCCCUUGCCCGGCGGUGGCCGCAGUCCGUUCCCCCCUCUGCCUGCCCAGCUCGGGCUGCAGCCGGCCCUGCGGCUCCGGUCUGGUCCCGGCCCUGCAGCCGUGCUCCUUCUCCUUUGGGCGAGGAGCAGCCGCAUGCUGCGGUGACAUCAGCGACGCCGGCUCCUUCCCUCUCCGUGGCUUUCACCGCCGAGUUUCUGUUCUCACCGGCCCAGCUGCUCCCACGGCGCCCCCCUCCGCGGCGGGCCGGCCGGCCGGGCGUGUGCCUUCGUGCUUCUCUCUGGGCUGCGAGUCCUUCCUGUUCUGGGAUCCCUUCUCGGAAGGACAGCUGUCACGCGGGGCGCGCACCCUCCGCAGGGGGAGGCGUGGGCAGGCCGGCUGCGCUGCCGGUGAGGUUAAUGACUGACAUUAAAGCCGCUGGCUGCAGGGAGCGCGCUUCUCUCUAAGCGCCUGGAACUCCCCGGGUGCCCUGUGGGGGGUUUCUUUCCGGAUCUUUCUCUAUCCUCUGCUCUCAGCCACAACCUGGCAGACGGGGCGUGGAGCAGGUCCUACGAGGAACGUCCCUUUCUCCGACAGGUUUCGGGGCGGAAGGGGUGAGCAGGGCCGGCCCGCUCAGUGCUGCCAGCUGGGGCUGCGGGGUCAGGUUUUGUUUGUGAAACAGACACUGACAAUUCAGGAGCCAAGAAAACGGGCUCAGCUGCGCCUCCAGGCGCGUGCCCGCGGGUG